UAAGUUUUCAAAAUGGCGACUGUUGAUAUUCGACUGGCAAGUGCACGUGUUCGACAGAAGACGGGUGACAUCGAGGAGAUCAACAAUCUUGUCACGCCUGGAGAUGUCAUCACAACCGAUACCGGAUUCAUGCGUGGUCAUGGGACUUAUAUGGAAGAUGAGAAACUGCACUCCUCGGUGGCAGGGGUCGUGGAGCGUGUCAACAAGCUCAUCUGUGUGAAGCCUCUCAAAACAAGGUACAAUGGUGAGGUGGGGGAUGUGGUGAUUGGUCGGAUCCUGGAAGUCUGUCAGCGCCGCUGGAAGGUGGAAACUCACUCGAAGCUGGACUCUGUCCUCAUGCUGUCCUCGGUCAACCUGCCGGGCGGAGAACUGCGGCGGAGGUCGGAGGAGGACGAGAAGUUGAUGAGACAUUACCUGAAGGAAGGGGACCUCAUCAGUGCAGAGGUGCAGAACGUGAUGGGGGAUGGCUGCCUAUCUCUACACACAAGAAGUCUCAAGUAUGGGAAGUUAAGCCAGGGUACGCUGCUCCAAGUCUCCCCCUCACUUGUGAAGAGGAGGAAAACCCACUUCCACAACCUGCCAUGCGGAGCUUCCAUCAUCCUCGGCAACAAUGGCUUCAUCUGGAUCUCCCCCACUGCCAAUGAGGACAGCGACGACACAGGCGGAUACGAACAGAACCUAGAGCCAGUUCCAAGAGCAGAUCGCGAGGUGAUAGCCCGACUCCGGAAUUGUGUCCUGGCGCUUGCCGACCACCAGAUGAUGCUGUACGACACCAGCAUUCUGUACGUGUACGAGGCCUCCGAGAACCAUGCAAUAAGCGAAAUGUUGAAGCCAGAAGUAACGGCAGAAUUAAUCGACCUGGUUCGUCAGAGGCUGGAAAUGGAAGGGACCUAGAUGUUCCUUCCUGGUGGAUAGAAGCAAAUACAAACGAGGCAAAUCUCAUUAAAGGCAUAUCUUGGUGCUUGCUAGGGCGACACAAAGAUCUGAGGACAUCACAUUACAGGUCACAAUAGAACGACCUUUCAUCCGACCAAUCAGAGUGUCGCUUACAAGCUCACGAAAGUGAAAGUCUGAAUGUGUUUUCUAAUCGUGCAACCUCAAAGGUUCACAUAGGGUAUUCCAAACGAUUGUUACAGACUGAACGACUGAUUCCUGAUGCUAGACAUCAUGUAUCGGUUGUUUCAGUGGGAUAAACAUUUGAAAAUGAAGAGACUUUCCAUAGCCCAUUGAGAUUCUCAGCCAUCUAUUAGACAUUCCAGAAAUUUUUGUUCAGUUUUCAAAUUUGGAACCAAGAAUCAGAUUUUUUGUGUAGCAGUAGCAAGCAAGAUUUGAUUUUAAUGAGACUGAAACGAAGCAAGAAUCCUUCAAGACCCAGACUAUCCGCUACAAGGCCAAGUGUCUGUGUGUAACUCCAUGAUGAACUUUGUGCAAAACCUACCAUUGCCUGAUACUGAAGCAAUGUGCAGAGUGGAGGUCACAAGGACACGGGGCAGGUUGCAUGAGACAUAUUGCCGAUGUAAUCUGAGCGCUCAUUGGUCGGACAGCAGGCUUGUGUGUGUUCACAGAAUACACACCUGUGAAGUAUUGAUUAUUAUGUUUAAAGUAUGUGGAACUAUUAGGCUGAAAAAAAUAAUAUAUCUUGGUUCUCAGGCACCACCCACAUGAUCAUAAAGUCUGCCUCACGUUUUGUUUUUAUUUUCAUUUUAAGAAAACCAAAAGAAUCCCUCAAGUCCAACGGUAGUUAAAUACUGUAUACUGUAUGGCUGUAUUCCAUUAUUUUACUCAUCAAGGUAUACAUUAAUGUAGGGAGGCCCUUUCCCAGGUUGAUUGUACACAACUGUUUAGACCCGUGAAGAUUCCGGGGUAG
Messenger RNA from Haliotis rufescens (red abalone), 1867 nucleotides. RefSeq names its product exosome complex component RRP4-like. Bases 13 to 894 code for a protein of 293 amino acids. Gene Ontology annotation, cellular component: nuclear exosome (RNase complex); cytoplasmic exosome (RNase complex). NCBI's taxonomy places the organism in Eukaryota, Metazoa, Mollusca, Gastropoda, Lepetellida, Haliotidae. The transcript is spliced from 9 exons. Gene Ontology annotation, biological process: poly(A)-dependent snoRNA 3'-end processing; nuclear polyadenylation-dependent rRNA catabolic process; CUT catabolic process. The record is from RefSeq and is a predicted model, not a curated record. Gene Ontology annotation, molecular function: RNA binding.